CUUAGGGUCUUGCUCGGGACAGUUGGGCACUCCCUUCGCUACUGGAGGGGAACAGGAUAUUAUUGAUGUGCUUCAUGACAUGGAAGACAGGAACCUGAAGGAAUAAUAUUGUGUUCAAUAGAUGUUAAUAUUUUAUUAGAAGUUGAUUCUGGUAAAAUCGGACUAACGCAUCCCAUUGCACCCUCCAUUAUCCAUCCAUCAUGAGUUCCCGGGUUGUGAACAGGAAAGGAGGGCUGCGGUACUGCCACCACUUCCUCACAGACAACAGCAUCUUUCAUGUGGAGCGAUGUAUGAGUGCCAUGCAGUCGGGGACCCAGAUGGUGAAGUUGAAGGCUGGUUCCAAGGGGCUGGUGAGACUGUUCUACCUGGACGAACAUCGCUCAUGCAUCCGAUGGAGACCCUCACGCAAGAGCGAGAAGGCCAAGAUCACUAUUGAUUCGCUGUACAAGGUGACGGAGGGCCGUCAGUCAGACAUCUUCCACCGCCAUGCGGAGAACAGUUUCGACCCGGCCUGCUGUUUCACCGUUUAUCAUGGCAACCACAUGGAGUCCCUGGACCUGGUGACCUCUAACACUGAGGAGGCUCGGACCUGGGUGACAGGACUACAAUAUCUGAUGGCUGGCAUCAGUGACGAGGACUCACUGGCCAAACGACAACGGACACAUGACCAGUGGAUGAAGCAGACGUUUGAGGAGGCUGAUAAGAACGGAGAUGGUCUGUUGAACAUGGAGGAGAUCUACCAGCUACUGCACAAGAUGAACGUCAACCUGCCCCGCAGGAAGGUCAAACACAUGUUCCAGGAAGCGGACUCGGAUGACCAACAGGGCACGUUGACAUUUGAGGAGUUCAGUGUGUUUUACAAGAUGAUGUCUCUGCGGCGGGACCUGUAUCUGCUGCUCAUGGGAUACAGCGACAGGAAGGACCACCUGACUGCCGACGAGCUGGCCAACUUCCUGCUCAACGAACAGAAGAUGGUGAAUGUGACUACAGAGUACUGUCUGGAUGUCAUUGAAAAGUUUGAGCUGUCUGAAGAGAACAAACAGAAAGGCAUUCUGGGAAUUGAGGGUUUCACCAGUUUCAUGCGCAGCCCCACGUGUGAUGUGUUUAACCCUGAACACCACGAGGUGAACCAGGACAUGGAUCAGCCUCUGAGUAGCUACUACAUCUCCUCAUCUCAUAACACCUACCUGACGGGAGACCAGCUGCUGUCUCACUCCAAGACAGACAUGUACGCCUGGGUACUACAGGCUGGCUGCCGCUGUGUGGAGGUGGACUGUUGGGAUGGUCCUGAUGGAGAGCCCAUGGUUCAGCAUGGUUACACUCUGACCUCCAAGAUCACCUUCAAGUCUGUCAUAGAGACCAUCGAAAAAUACGCCUUCAUCAGCAACCAGUACCCAGUGAUCCUGUCCAUAGAGAACCAUUGUAGCAUCCAACAACAGAAGAAGAUAGCCCAGCACCUCAGAGAGAUCCUGGGAGACAAGCUGGACCUGGGAGAGGCCCUCCGCAGAGACUCUAUACAGCUACCCAGCCCCCACUCUCUACAGGGGAAGAUACUCAUCAAGGGGAAGCGCCUCCCUCCCUACCUGUCUGUGGAUGUUGAGGAGGGGGAGGUGUCAGAUGAUGACGACAGUGCUGAUGAGAUUGACGACAACUUUAAACUGAAGAACAGCAAUAGUAAUGGUAACCACCAAGUGGAAAGUUACAUCAGGAAGAAGUUGGACUCUCUGUUGAAGGAGUCUCAGAUUGGAGACAAGGAGGACACAGACAGCUCCAGCAUCAGAGCCCUGCUCAGAGCCACACACGUGGGCCUGCAGAAGAACGUACCGAAUCCCAAAGAGGGACUUAAAAAAUCCCAAAGUCGAUCAUUCAUCAGCAACAUCAAGCAAAAGAGACACUCUAAAUCCAGGCUGAAGUCCCAGAGUACUGAUGGAGAGGAGGAAGGACAGGAGACCUCUGGGAAAGAGGCGGGAGGACAGAUCACCAGGGGAGGGAGGAACAGGAAGACGAUGAAGUUGAGUAGAGAUCUGUCAGACCUGGUUGUUUUCACUAACUCUGUGGCCUCUCAGGAGGGACUGGACGACAGUACUCCGGGGAAUGUUCUGUCGUUCAGUGAGACUCGUGCCCAGCAGCUAGUGAACCACAGAGCUGAGCGCUUCCUGUGUUUCAACCAGCGACAGCUGUCUAGAAUCUAUCCCUCAGCCUACCGUAUAGACUCGUCCAACUUCAACCCUCAGCUCUACUGGAAUGUGGGCUGUCAGCUGGUGGCUCUGAACUACCAGACAGAGGGUCGGAUGAUGCAGCUGAACAGAGCCAAGUUCAUGGUGAACGGUGACUGUGGCUACGCCCUCAAACCUCCACCCAUGUGUAAAGGCUCGUUCAACCCGUUCAGUGACGACCCCCUCCCUGCCUACCCCAAGAAACAGCUGGUGUUGAAGAUCAUCAGUGGACAGCAGCUUCCCAAACCACCAGACUCUAUGUUGGGGGACCGAGGAGAGAUCAUUGACCCGUUUGUAGAGGUGGAGAUCAUCGGCCUGCCAGUGGACUGCUGCAAGGAGCAGACUCGAGUAGUGGACGACAACGGUUUUAACCCCGUGUGGGAGGAGAACCUGUCCUUUACCCUCCACAUGGCGGAGGUGGCUCUGGUGCGUUUCCUUGUCUGGGACCAUGACCCCAUCGGACGAGACUUUGUGGGCCAGAGGACUGUGGCCUUCAGUAGCCUGAUGCCAGGUUAUAGACAUGUGUACUUGGAGGGGUUGACUGAGGCGUCAAUCUUUAUCCACGUAUCAGUUCAUGACAUCUAUGGGAAGUGGAAUCCACUAGUCCUGAACCCCAGCUUUACCAUAAUGCACUUUCUAGGAGCCCACAAGGGUCGUCAGCUGCGAGGCAUCAGGGGCUUAUUUAACAGGCCCUCUAAGUCGUCAGUAGACACCAGCUGUAGUUCGGCCCUCAGGAAACGCUCCAUCAGUGACCACCUCCUCCGACGCACCGCCAGCGCCCCCGCCAACCGUCGCAAGAAAACCAAGAUGAAGCUUGCUGAGUCCUCCACCUCCAUAUCGGACCGCAAGGCCUCCAUAUCAGACGGCAAGGACAGAGUGUGGGCCGGGGCAGGGGCUGGGGGGGAGGGGUCCCAGAACAGGGAAAGGGACAGGGAGGGGGUAAUGGUGGAGAGACGCCCAACACCCCUCACCCACAGGCCCAUCUCCAUGCCCCUGGAGAGGCUACUGCAGGGACAGCUCUCCCUCUGCUCCCCCGACCAGGAGCAGACUGACCUGGGUGCAGACACACUCAUCGGAAUGUCCCCCUUUAACCAGCCCAGGUCCCACUCUGUGGAACUCAUCGUCGAAUCAUCCGCCUCCCUUGAGCACAAAGUGUUCACCCCUUCCAUCAAUCACAACAACGCACAGGAUAACACCACAGAGUCUGACCAAUCAGAUGAGACCUCCUACCUGGUCAUUGGCCGAGGAGGAGGAACUGUAGAUGGUGACUCCAAAGACCAAUCACAAGACAGAGUCAACCCACCCAGCAAAGCUGAGGACGUUUCUUCUCGCCAAAGGACAUUGUGUCACCUCAGCAGCUCAACAGAGACAGAGAGCAACUGUUUACACGUACCAAGUGAGAGCAGACCAGAGACAACAUUACUUAGUACAACAAACACAGCAACUUCCUCCUCUCCUUCCUCUGAGCUCCCCAUCUCCCUACUGAAUGUGGACCGGUCCGAUCUGCAGAGCCCCGUCCCCUUACAGGACAGCAUCAUCUCACAUCUCAUUGACGCCGUAUCCCUCAGCAACGAUACCACCUACGGGUCUAUUUCCGCUCUGAUUGGUCAGUUUGACCUCACCGGCGACCAGAAUGAUUUCACAAUGAACUCUGACCCCCACACCCUCAGUGUCAUGUCCUGUCUGUCCGAUCCUGCUGUCUGGGACUCCAGCACACCUUAUAAGGUUACCAUAGACUAUACCACCCGAUAUAAAGACCCACACACCAUCUCCUCCCCCCGCAAGGCAAUGAACGGACCUAUCACUCCUCGAAAAGCAAGCCAGACCCCUAACCACGCGAACCAGAAUCUACUCUCACCCCACCCCAAAACCUCCCACACAGACCCCAAUGCCCCUCUUCUCUUCUCCAGUCCUGAGACCACGGAGCUGGAGGAGGUCUAUACCAUCCUGGAUGAGGAGGUCUUGUCUCCAGUCUCUGUCUACAACCUGAAGAAGCAGACCAUCGGCAACAUCCAGGCUGACUCUGAGGAGAGCACACCCAUGGGAAGCCUGGAGCCUUCCCCAGCCAAGGUGCCUCCUCUCCUGGGGGUAGAAGGCAAUGGCAGCUGGGUGGGCUCACGGAGGGGUGUGGUGGAGGAGAAAGGAGAGGGCUACGGGGGUGAAUGUGAUCCUAAAAGGUUGGGGUCAGUGGGAGAGUGGGGGUUGUCGUGGGGUUACACGUGCCCGUCCAACAAUAGUACAGUGUCUGACCAAUUCCUGUUGUGCCAUGACACGGAAGGAAGUAGUCUGAUGGAGGUGGAAAUUAACGUGGACGAGGAUCCACUGGAGAUGACCCUGACAUUACCGGGACACAACCAUACCUGGGUCGCUACCAGCCCAACCAAAUGCUACGCUGCUCCUCAACUCCAGCUCUCCCAAUGUUCUUCACCCGUCAAACAGCCCUCACACCAGCCCUCCCCUCGCCAAGCCCCAUUGACAACCCCUCAAACUCAGCCCUCCCCCUGCAAAGGGCCCCCCAACCCCAGCCCCCUCCUCCUGAACAGCCAUCCUUCCACUCAUAGCAGACACAUUACCAGAGCCUUCACCCAGCAGCACAGUUACAGUGGUCCCACCCAGCCCCAGAACAGGAGGUACCAGGGUGGGACAGGGGAAGUACAGGGUCAGGGAGAAGCAUCAGCCUGCUUCCAGAAUGGGUUCUCCUCCUCAGAGUGUCUGUCUGUUCUUUCUGGUCCAAGGUCUGUUAGCCUCCCCAGAGACAGAGGCCUGUACUCCCGCAGCUCAGACUAUAGUGUGGACUCCAGUCAGCGAGACUACGACUGCUUCAGACACUCCACUGCCUCGGCCUCCCACUACACCCAGCCCCAACCCCAUCCCAAAACAGACACCCAGCUCCAACCCCUGACCCAAACCCAACCCCAAUCAGACACCCAGCCCAAGCCACAAACCCAGCUCCAACCCCAAUCUGGUCGCCCAUCACUGCCCCUUUUGGGCUCCACCCUCACCCCUCCUCUACCUAUCCUCAGACCAUCCACAGCCCCCAGCCCCUGCAAGUCCAAGUCUCUGGGUGACCUGACAUCUGAGGACAUCUCCUGCAACUUCCACAGCAAGUACAACAUCAUCAGCCGCAGCUUUAUCACCCCCUGUAUGAAGGAGCGGAGGAGGAUGAGGGGCCUGGGAGGUCUGUCCCAACGGCUGCAGUCUGCAGACCCCCUCACUGAGCAGUUACGCAAACUAGUCACCCUAGAGGGGGAUGACAGAGACGGGGACAGACCCCAGUCACCCCAGCUUACCCAGUUACCUCAGUUACAGAUACCCCCCAAACCCUUCAUACCCCCAUCUUGCCCCUCCUUAAACUUUGUCCCUGACACCCAGGAGGACUCCCCGCCCCUCCUCUCUCGCCGUCUCUCCUCUCGGAGCCAGAGCCGUGUGCGUCACAUCAACAAUCGUGCUCGAGAGAGGCAGCGGGAGGCUCUAAAGCCCCGGGACAUGAGCGCCCCCUCCAGCGUGGGAGGGCUAGUGCUGUGUUCUAAAGUAGCAGCAUGUCAGAACCCCCCAGCUAACAGACACUCCACAGGCUCUUACAUAGCGGGCUACCUGGACCAGCUGGAGGAAAGGGGGCUGCCUGAGGGGGGGUGCACCACACUGGGGUACGGAUACGGAGAUCAUUAUCAUGAUGACUCUCUGCUGCCCACAGACUCCUGUAUACAAUCAGAACCGGAGGUCUACUUCCUGCUCAGACUCUGAACCCACUUCCUGGUUAUCACCUACAUAGAAUGAUGUAUAAUGUACUUCCAAAACGCAGCAAUCAGCUUCCUGCUUAGGACCGAGGAAAAAAAACAUAUAUCAUGGUUGGGCUGUCCAAUAAUACUUUCAGAUAUAAAGUCAAGUACCUGAUUGGGUCUGACAGUCUGGUCUGUAAAUGUAAAUAUGUUUUUUAUUCUUCUUCAUGUCCUGAUCAGAAUGUUCUUUAAAUGUAGUUUGAACAGACUGUUAAACUACUUCCUACUUUGAUUGUACCCAUUUCCUGUCCUGUCUGUUCUUGUAAUUCUACUUCCUGUUCAAGCUAACGCCAUCUACUAUAAAGCAGAAAAUAAGGAAACUUUACAAAUGUGUUUAACUCUGAAGGGAAGUGUUGUCUUGGUCUUUGUACAUUUUAAAUGUGUAUUGGUAUUAUCAGAGGCCCACAGACAUCAAUGCAAUGUCUAUUCCACGUUAGUUCAACAUUAAAAUGACGUGGAGACAAUGUUGAUUCAACCGGUGUGUGCCCAGUGUGGGGACCACUUUUAAGGGAUGGGAUCUGUUGCAUCUUCCUCAAGUGUUCCUUCUCCUCUGAUUGUCCUCUGUGUGCUGGUGUUGUUGGUACAUAUUCUGCUGUAGAUUUGUUUUUAAUUUAAGGUGUUGUCAUUUAGUUGUUCUGUUUUCUGCAUGUUAAAUGUCCAGCAUGACUAUGCAUCGAUCAGUAGACAUCACAGUGCACUACUAUCUUUUCACAGAAUAAGUAAUAGUGGGAUUGGAUGAAAUACUCAGACUUCUUGCUUGCUCUGACUUCUCACUUUCUAAUAUUUUAAACAUUUUCACAUAUUUGAAACUUUUUGAGUUUACAUGCUUGAUUUUUUUUUUUUACAAUUCAUUUAAUACAGACUGCAAAAAAAAGGGUGAAAAUUGGGAGCUGGUUAUUAAAAAAACGAGAUGUUUACAAGAACUGAAACACACAGUGGAAUAGGUAGAUAAGGGUGUUUCGACUAGACCAAGUUGCAUGUUUUUAUUCUUCUUUUCAGUGUUAAACCCAUCCUUUUUUCUUUGUAUGGUCACUCGGAAACAUUACUGUGAGCAUUUUCCUACUGAUGUAAUAAAAUUCAUAAAAAAUGUGA
This is a messenger RNA of Oncorhynchus keta (chum salmon), 7087 nucleotides long. Its product is annotated as 1-phosphatidylinositol 4,5-bisphosphate phosphodiesterase eta-1-like. Gene Ontology annotation, biological process: phosphatidylinositol-mediated signaling; lipid metabolic process. Lineage: Eukaryota; Metazoa; Chordata; Actinopteri; Salmoniformes; Salmonidae. The record is from RefSeq and is a predicted model, not a curated record. The transcript is spliced from 24 exons. Gene Ontology annotation, molecular function: phosphatidylinositol-4,5-bisphosphate phospholipase C activity; calcium ion binding. The coding region runs from base 201 to 5960 and encodes 1919 amino acids.